This is a messenger RNA of Brassica napus (rape), 1720 nucleotides long. Its product is annotated as probable serine/threonine-protein kinase PBL23. Gene Ontology annotation, molecular function: ATP binding; protein kinase activity. NCBI's taxonomy places the organism in Eukaryota, Viridiplantae, Streptophyta, Magnoliopsida, Brassicales, Brassicaceae. Bases 340 to 1521 code for a protein of 393 amino acids. The transcript is spliced from 5 exons. Gene Ontology annotation, biological process: protein phosphorylation. The record is from RefSeq and is a predicted model, not a curated record.
UGCCUUCUUCCAAAUAAAUGAACAGCGAAGACAACCCUAAAAAUAAAUCAUUUUUAUCCAAAUUUGAGAGAAUCCAAACAUGGCAACAUUCAUAUAUAACAAGAGACAUCAAGACUUCGUGAUCCUCCCUCAAAUUCUCUUGUCAUGCACCAUCAUUUUCCUGGGAAAGGUCUGAUCUUUCUUUCAGAUUCAUUUCACCCAGGCAGGGUUUGGAUCUGAAAGGAUCGUUUGAAGAGACAAGAUCAAUCUUUCCUUGGCGAUUUCAUUGAAAGGGUUUGUUUGUUUUGUCUGAGAAUCAAGAUCACAAAAGGAAAGAUCAAGAUAAAAAAGAAGAAGAAGAUGAUGAAGCUUUGUCCUUGUUUCAGCAAUCCACAACAACUCGGAGCUAACUCUCCUAGAGAUUCAUUUGAUGAAGGUCUUACAGGUUAUAGAGGCCAUAGUAGCAAGCUUUUUGCUCUCUUCACCUUUCGUUCACGUGGAAAAGGAAGCUCUAGGCAGAAGUACAUAACGGACGAGAUAAAGAAAUAUGGUAACGUGAAAUCAAGCGGCAAAAUCUUCAAGUUCAAGGAACUAAUAGCUGCAACAGACAAUUUCAGCAUGGAAUGUAUGAUUGGUGAAGGCGGCUUUGGAAGAGUCUACAAAGGCUUUCUCACCAGCCUCAAUCAGGUGGUGGCUGUAAAGAGGCUUGACCGGAAUGGGUUGCAAGGAACAAGAGAGUUUUUUGCGGAAGUGAUGGUAUUGAGUCUUGCUCAACAUCAAAACCUUGUCAAUCUCAUUGGCUAUUGUGUUGAAGACGACCAGCGAGUCCUCGUUUAUGAAUUCAUGCCUAAUGGAUCUUUGGAAGAUCAUUUAUUCGACUUGCCGGAAGGGGCACCAAGUCUAGACUGGUUCACGAGAAUGAAGAUAGUGCACGGUGCAGCUAAAGGGCUCGAGUACUUGCAUGACUACGCAGAUCCUCCUGUGAUCUACCGCGAUUUCAAAGCUUCAAACAUAUUGCUGCAAUCGGAUUUCAACUCGAAGCUAUCUGAUUUCGGACUAGCUAGGCUUGGACCAACUGAAGGCAAAGAUCAUGUGUCCACUAGAGUCAUGGGAACAUACGGAUACUGUGCUCCUGAAUACGCGAUGACCGGUCAACUCACUGCUAAAUCUGAUGUCUAUAGUUUUGGCGUUGUCCUCCUUGAGGUUAUAUCUGGGAGACGAACUAUUGAUGGGGAUAGACCAACCGAAGAACAAAACUUGAUCUCCUGGGCGGAGCCAUUGUUGAAAGAUAGGAGAAUGUUUACAAGGAUUGUGGAUCCGAAUCUAAAAGGGAAUUACCCAUUAAAAGGAUUGCAUCAGGCUCUAGCUAUCGCAACAAUGUGUUUGCAAGAAGAAGCAGAGACUAGGCCAUUCAUGGGAGAUGUGGUCACAGCACUUGAGUUCUUGGCUAAGCCGAUAGAGGUUGUUGAUGAUACUAAUAAUACUGACACUACUACUCCUGCUCCUGUUUCCGACGCUCAGAAAUCAGCAUCUGAUUCAUGACAAGACCUAUUUCAAUCUUUUCUAAUCAUUUCCUUUUCUUUUUGUUUUCUUUUAACGUAAAUCCCAAGAAAAUAAUUAGGGCUAGAGUUUGAUGUGAAUUGGAUGCAAACAAAACAACUAUUUGUAAUGUGGUGUAAUAUGGCAUUGAAGGAGAUCGCAUAAUGUGGUUUACCAUAUUAAUCUCAUACUAUUUUUUUUU